GAGGUGAAGGUGCUAUCAUCUUUAAAGGCGAGUAUGCUAAUGGGCCAGGCCCCUGUUUCAACUGAAGACGUCCAGCACUUAAAAAGCAAGAUACGCGCCCUAGUAGAAGAAAAUGAUCGCUUGAAGAAAGAUCUUAAGUUUUUUCAAGAAUUCAGCAGCGUCAAAGCUUGGGUUGACCAAUUGAUCUUUAAACAGCAGUACAUCCAACAGUUGCAGAAGAAUGGGGAAUGUGCCUCAGCUGCCCCACUUGCUUCUGCUACUUCAAGUGUGAAGAUGAAUUUACCGAAACUUGCGUAUGAAGAGAUUCAGCCACAUUUUCAAGCAAAUUGGAGUUCCUCACCUCCACCACCUGUUUUGAAUGCACCAGAGACACCGAUGGAGGAGACUAGCAAACCACAAAAAUAUCCGUCGGAUUUGUAUAACAAUCCAUUUCCCAUUACGCAAGACAUUCUCGACCAGAUUCCGCCUGGCUCAAAGAAAUCUGAAACUCGCUUUGUUCUGAAACUCUUCUUCGCCUCACGUACACUGAUAAUUACCUGGGUACGCAUACGAUGUCAGCAAAUUUGACAGGAAAGAAGUAUAUGGACGAGAAUAAAUUGCUCAGCAUAAUAUGUAAGUUAUAUAUAUAUAUUGGAAUCAAUUCAAUAUUUCAUUAUUACUAAUCACAACUGUUUUUGCAAA
Messenger RNA from Daphnia magna, 681 nucleotides. RefSeq lists its product as uncharacterized. Lineage: Eukaryota; Metazoa; Arthropoda; Branchiopoda; Diplostraca; Daphniidae. The coding region runs from base 34 to 567 and encodes 177 amino acids. The transcript is spliced from 2 exons. The record is from RefSeq and is a predicted model, not a curated record.